AUGAUCGCAAACUUAACAGGUUCAGAUUCUUAAUAAAAACAUCUCGACAAUAUGGUUUUAUUUACUGGCGCUUUUGUUGUGCUUUUGCUGGCCUUUCCUUCUCGCUCGUUAAGUGAAUCUGGUAUAAGAUGCUACUCACCUGUUGGGGACGAAGGCAUUUGUAUAUCUGCCAACCAAUGUCCAGCAGUGAUUGAUAUUUUAAAGAAAUAUAAAGGCAGGCUUCCGCAUAGAAUACACCAUCAGAUUAGAGAAUUGGCCUGUGAUGGCGAGAAGGGUGCAAGAUAUCCAAUCUGUUGUCCUACUGUUUCGAUGCCCAAUGUUGGUGGUGAAGUACUCGAGCAGCCGAAGAAUCUAAGCUACAUAGAUCCCAAAGGAAUGGAAAUUCUUGAAGCUGUCACCGACUGUGGAGAACGAACAGAAAAUCUCGGAAGUCGUGUAUUGGUGGGUAAUGGAGAGUUAACUCUAAAAGAGCAACGAAUAGAAGAUAUCGAAAGUCGUGUAUUGGUGAGCCAUGGAGAGUUAACUCGAAAAGAAGAAUUCCCCUGGAUGGCGCUUUUGAAGUACGAAACCUCAGGGCGGCCUUUUCUUUGUGGCGGCAGCUUGAUUACCGAUCGGUUUGUCUUAACUGCAGCCCACUGUAUCACUGCUUCUGCCAACAUAAUUGCUGUUCGCAUGGGAGAGCACAAUCUUGGCAUUGAAAAUGAUUGUUUAACUGAUACAGAUUGCCUCCCAUCUUAUGAGGAAUUUGGUGUCGAGGAUAUUCGCCGACAUCCCAAAUAUGAACGGCAUACCAAUAGCUAUGAUAUAGCAUUGAUCAAGCUGAAUCGAUCAGUCACAUUUAGACCUAACAUCAGGCCGAUCUGUCUGCCCAUUGAGAGCAAGUCCCAAAAUAUUAACGAUGAUCAGAACUUCUAUAUCGCUGGUUGGGGCAAAACCGAGAAAAGAAUGCCUUCUCCUAUUCUUCUAAAGGCGUUGGUUGUUCGACAACAUCUGGAUGUAUGCCGAAAAUACUAUAAGACUGGCACCUUCACUGAAAAUCAUAUUUGUGCCAUGGGCAAUAAAAAGCAGGAGACUUGCCAAGGUGACUCAGGUGGUCCGCUUUUCUUUCGAUAUUAUUUCAAGACGACAACACGCUUUGUACAGUAUGGCGUUGUAUCUUUUGGAGGUCAAUCCUGUGGCAUCAACGAAAAUCAACCUGGCGUAUUUGCCUCGGUUCUGGACAUGUUGCCUUGGAUAACACAGAAUCUCUAUUGACGACAUCAUUUAAUUUCUAUUUAAUCGUGAUUCAUUCCAAAUAAUGUAAAAACUUGUUAACAUCACUUAAGUGAAGCUGCUAAGCUCGGCAAUUAUUUUAGUUUAGGGGAUUAACCCCAGUGAAACAAAGAUUAUAUCAAUUACUCUAAGAUCGAUCAAUCUAUUUAAGACCAAUAAAUCAAUUGUUACUACUGCUAUUUUAUACG
Molecule: messenger RNA, 1460 nt
Organism: Drosophila albomicans
Lineage: Eukaryota; Metazoa; Arthropoda; Insecta; Diptera; Drosophilidae
Product: serine protease grass-like
Exons: 4
Coding region: 52-1254 (400 amino acids)
Biological process (GO): proteolysis
Molecular function (GO): serine-type endopeptidase activity
Source: RefSeq, a predicted model, not a curated record